AUGGCCCGGGCCAGAUCCGAUCCACCAGACUCGGAGAGCGACGGCGUGAUCGCACAUAGCUCCGUCACAACGCGCAUCACGGACCGACAAGGCAGGACGCUCACGUUCGAGGAUCCUCAACACGAUGGACAACUGCAAGGAUCAGACACAACGAACGAUGGCGGUAUAUACUUGCGUCCGCUGCCCGCUUCGGCGCGCAAGGGCCUGAAGAUCCGUACAUUGGUCACAUUCCAACCCCGCCAAUCGCGGUUUGACCGCUUCAACAUGGACUCCUCCAAGGACGGAUUCCGAGGGUUCUACACGCUCUUCUGGAUUGGGAUCUUCCUCCUCAUGCUUAACACAUUUUAUACCUCAUAUAAAGAAACCGGCCAAGUCCUCUCACUGACCUUCGCCACACUCUUCUCGCGCGACGCCAAGAUCCUCGCGAUCUCGGAUGGGAUCUUAGUCGGGCAUCUUUUCCUAUGCGUACCUUUCAUUGGCAUCACCCAGCGCGGCUGGAUCCCUUAUUCGACCGGACUCAUCUACCUGCAGCAUCUAUGGCAAGCAGUCAUGCUCGCCGCUGUGAUCAAGUGGACGCACUUCCGCAGUUGGCCUUGGGUCCAGAGCGGCUUCUUCGUCCUGCAUACGCUCGCCAUGAUGAUGAAGAUGCACUCGUACAUUAGCGUGAAUGGAAAUAUGGCAGACACGUUCUGGCAGAUGAAGCGCAAGGAGAAGUUGCUGCGAACCAGGGUGCUCGAGGUGGAAGGCGUCGAGGUGGAAGGCGUCGAGGUGGACGUUAAAGCGGAAGAGCAGGAUGCGACAUCGGCGAAUGCACAGGAUGAGAGACUGCAGCGCGCAUGGAGAAAAGCGUGCGAGGAGGCGCUGGGGUCCGAGGACAUCGACACGCAUUGGUGCAGCUUAGAGCUGCAGCAAGGCACCUCGCCUUUGCGCUACCGAUCGCAAUCUAGUGCAGCCACAAAGGAGAUGCGAGGCAUUUCCAGUGCAACGGUCUUGUCAAGCAAGGCUACCACAGAAGAGUCUUCUGCGGCAGAGGAUGACGAUCCGAGGAUCUCUGCGUCCACCUCCCCUGCUACGUCCAGUACUGCCACUCCGAACGGCAGCGCAAACGGGUACGGGAAUGGACAUAGCGACUAUUCUAGCGGCGCUAUUGGUUCCAAAUACAAGGAGAAGAAGGACAACUUCAUGAUCCGUGAUCCGCAUCCACUUGCCACUCAUCCGGACGCGAGCAUCGCCAAGCUGGCGUCGGACAUUGAGAUCAUGCGCGAAGAGCUACUCUCGCACAUCGACCACCACCAUAUCGACAACGGCGACUCGCCCUCGUCCUCUGCACCCGGGCGCGUCGCGUGGCCGGCGAACGUGACAUAUCGCAAUUUCUGGGAGUACCUCCUGAUCCCUUCUCUCGUCUACGACCUCGAAUUUCCGCGCACCAAGUCGAUCCGCCCGCUGUAUGUGCUCGAGAAGGUCUCCGCGACGUUUGGCACGUUCUUCGUCAUCUACGUCAUCACGGAGCAUUGGAUCAUGCCGUUUCAGCCGGGACCGAACGAGACGCUCAUCGGCACUUUUUUGCAGCUCGCCGUGCCAAUGAUGAUCAACUAUCUACUGAUCUUCUACAUCAUGUUCGAGUGCAUUUGCAAUGCCUUUGCAGAACUCACCAGGUUUGCGGAUCGAGAGUUCUACAGCGACUGGUGGAACGCGACAUCCAUGGAUGCGUUUUCGCGAAAAUGGAACAAGCCUGUACACAACUUCCUCUUGCGACAUGUCUACGCGUCGAGCAUCGCCGUCGGCGCAUCCAAGGCAUCUGCCAUGUUCGUCACUUUCCUCCUCUCCUCUCUAUUACACGAGCUCGUCAUGGCCAUCGUCUCCGGCAAAAUCCGUGGAUACCUCUUCCUGAUGCAGAUGGCGCAGUUGCCCCUCAUCGCGCUGGGCCAAGUUCCGUUCAUCAAGCAGAAUGAGACGCUUGGUAAUCUCAUUUUCUGGGUCGGCUUGAUGAUGGGGUUCCCGCUGCUGAAUAUUCUUUAUAUCUCAUAUUGAAAGCCAGUGGAUCAGAGCAGGGUCAUCAAAUGCAUCUCAUCUGUAUAUAUAUGCACAUUAAACCGAAACAAGGAAGCAUCAUUGGUAUCUAUCAAGCACUCAUCCAGUGCCUGCAAGAUCAACGAAGACUAGAAUGCAUUUCGUCCACAUGCUUGGUUAGGGAUCCGAGGAAACCGUUCAAGCCUUUCUCAGCGUAGUCUGAACAGGUUCUCUAACGUCCAAGAGCAUCAUGUCAAGGAACAUGGACUGGAACUCAUCACCCUGGGAAGAGUACAAUGGCUAGCUGCAAAGGUGCUGGCAUUGGGGUGUAAGGGCCUUGUGGGCUUUGGAUGCCGCACAGGUGUGGAAACUCCCUUUUCAGGCAAGU
Messenger RNA from Tilletiaria anomala UBC 951, 2398 nucleotides. RefSeq lists its product as uncharacterized. NCBI's taxonomy places the organism in Eukaryota, Fungi, Basidiomycota, Exobasidiomycetes, Georgefischeriales, Tilletiariaceae. Gene Ontology annotation, biological process: ergosterol metabolic process. Bases 1 to 2031 code for a protein of 676 amino acids. The transcript is spliced from 6 exons. Gene Ontology annotation, molecular function: ergosterol O-acyltransferase activity. The record is from RefSeq and is a predicted model, not a curated record. Gene Ontology annotation, cellular component: endoplasmic reticulum membrane.